Glycine soja is the source of this 820-nucleotide messenger RNA. Its product is annotated as putative glycine-rich cell wall structural protein 1. NCBI's taxonomy places the organism in Eukaryota, Viridiplantae, Streptophyta, Magnoliopsida, Fabales, Fabaceae. The record is from RefSeq and is a predicted model, not a curated record. The transcript has a single exon. Bases 150 to 599 code for a protein of 149 amino acids.
ACCCUAUAAGGCCUCUUCAGAGUAGCUAGCUAGCAAGGGUGUUGUAGUAUAGUUAGAGAUAUCACUACUACACCACCCUGCAUAGUUUGUUCAGCUAUAAUACUACUUGAGCUUCUUUACCUACUUUUCAAACCUACAUUGCACACAAAAUGGCAACAUCUUGGUCAUGUUAUCUACUUGCAUUGCUUCUUUUUAUGUCAACUAUUGUAUCAGAGAGUAGAGUGGCAAGGAAGGACUUGGGCCUGGACCUUGGUGGGUUGGGGGUUGGACUUGGACUGGGUUUGGGCCUGGGGAUAGGAGGUGGCAGUGGCUCUGGAGCUGGUGCCGGAGCAGGGUCUGGUUCUGGUUCUGGUUCUGGUUCUAGUUCCAGUUCUGCCUCAAGUUCAGCUUCCUCAUCUUCCAGUUCUGGCUCUGGCGGCUCCGGAGCUGGCUCCGAAGCCGGUUCAUAUGCUGGCUCUCGUGCCGGAUCAGGAUCUGGAAGAAGUCAAGGAAGGGGAGGUGGCGGUGGCGGUGGCGGUGGUGGUGGCGGUGGCUCAGGCUAUGGUCAUGGUGAGGGCUAUGGCCAUGGUGAGGGUUACGGUCAAGGCGGUGGUGAUUAAGGAAUUAUGUUGGAAAAUAUGUAAUAUAGUUUACUCAAAUGAAAGAAAAUGGUCUUCAGUGUUAUAAUUUGUGUAAUAAAAAAGUAGUACGUGGUCUGUACUGUGUUGUCUGUACCAAAAUAAUAAACACAUGCAUGUAAGGGGGUGGACACCAUGCAUCCUGUGUGUUUUGUUGAAGAAUCAAGUGAAUUUCAGUUUGAAACAGUUUACAAAAUUUUAUC